AUGGAGCUCCCUCCAGAAAUCCGGAACCAGAUAUACAGCUACCUCUUCCUCCCGCAGCGUGUCGAAAUCCGUCGAUCCAAAGACACCUCCAAAACACAACACCACUACCACCUCCACCACAAGCGACUCGCACCUCGAGAUCCAUCGACCCAAAACCAAACAUGCUUACCAUUCAAGUCCAAGAUUCAAACACAGCUUUGCCUCCCAUUUACCUCAAAGCAAUUCUACCAAGAUACAUUAUGCAUCCUAUACGCUUGCACACAAUUCGUUUUCACUUCGCCGAAGUGCAUUUCACUAUUCCUCAAGAAAACCCCCAAACAGGCCCAGGGUGCGAUUACCCACAUCGAGAUCCAUCAUACCAUGUACAACGAACCCAGGCUGAAUACGUUCCGGGAGUUAAAACUCCGCAGUGACAAGAGCUGGUAUAUGCUUUGCGAAAAGAUUUCGACGAGCUUCACGGCGUUGAGUGUUCUCCAUGUGGACAUGACGAUUUUCGAUGCACCGAUUGAGUUGGAGGUUGGGGAGUCGUGGUCGUUGCCUAUUCUUGCACUGGGGAGGGCUAAAGGGAUGGAGAAGGCGGAGGGCUUGCGGUUUGCAAGUGUGAGCUUGACUAGCCAUCGAUUUGACUAUGAGAAAGUGCGCAAUGUGGAAAGGCAACUUGAGAAGGAGCUUAUGGGCCCGAUUGCGUUUCAGGUACGUGAGGACGAGAUCUUUGCAAGGGCAUUAGUUGAGGCAUUGAAGGCGAGGAAGGUGUUGAGACUGGUGUUCAAUUAG
This is a messenger RNA of Aspergillus versicolor CBS 583.65, 774 nucleotides long. RefSeq lists its product as uncharacterized. The record is from RefSeq and is a predicted model, not a curated record. The coding region runs from base 1 to 774 and encodes 257 amino acids. The transcript has a single exon. NCBI's taxonomy places the organism in Eukaryota, Fungi, Ascomycota, Eurotiomycetes, Eurotiales, Aspergillaceae.